Molecule: messenger RNA, 1208 nt
Organism: Cyprinodon tularosa
Lineage: Eukaryota; Metazoa; Chordata; Actinopteri; Cyprinodontiformes; Cyprinodontidae
Product: guanine nucleotide-binding protein G(I)/G(S)/G(O) subunit gamma-5-like
Exons: 3
Coding region: 126-332 (68 amino acids)
Biological process (GO): G protein-coupled receptor signaling pathway
Cellular component (GO): heterotrimeric G-protein complex
Molecular function (GO): G-protein beta-subunit binding
Source: RefSeq, a predicted model, not a curated record
AAAAAAAACCGGAAGUUUAUUCCCGAGGAAAAGGGCUAGCUUGGUAGCUAAAAAAGUUAACUGGCUCCGGUGAAGUCAUAGACACUUCUUAUUUGACUUUUUAAGCCUUAUCAGGUCGCAGUAAAAUGCCGGGACCAGCAAACAUCGUCGCUAUGAAAAAAGUUGUUCAACAGCUGCGUUUUGAAGCGGGUAUACAUAGAGUAAAGGUGUCUCAGGCCGCUGCAGACCUCCAGCAGUUUUGCCUUCAGAACGCCCAGCAGGACCCUCUGCUCACCGGCAUGUCCUCCAGCAACAACCCGUUCAGACCGCAGAAGGUCUGCUCCUUCCUAUAGUACCACAGGCUGUUUUGGACAACGUGCCUUGUUAAGCUGAGCUGCAGGAUUCUUCAAAAUGGACUGGAAUUGUCUCAGGAGUCUUGGAAAUUUGAGCCAGGACUCUCACUUGAGCUUUUUUAACUUUAACCUUAUCAUAAAACUUUUUUGGUGCAUAAUAAAUGUCUCAGCCUUCCUGCAUAGAACUAACACAUAUUGUGCCUUCUGAAAUGUAAAUGUUUAAUCUCUAAAUAAAACUAAACUGUUUCCUAAUUUUUAGUUGCAAAGCUCCAUGUUUGUUUUUCUAUUGCCUUGACAAUGUAACUUAAAAGCAGCUGCCAAGAACAGACAAGAAAAUUAUUAUUUUGUGGUGCACAACUGUUUAUAGAUCUUUGCAUGGUAAACCAUAUAGAAAUGAGGGAUUCAGCCAAUUAAUUUAGAUUUCUUUUGAGUGGGGAUGCGUCCUUGAGGGCCGGUGUUCUGUCAGACGAGCAUAACCAAUCAGACCAGCAGUCAAUACGCAUGCACAAGAUGUCAGAUUUGCGUUUAUCCCUUUAGUUUUGUACAAAAAAUAGACUUUUAAACUGAAGGGGUGUGCAUUCCUUAAGUCAUACAAAAAAUAAUAAUUUAAGGUGAGAUUGCCAUAUGCUUCAAAAAACACCAAAAAUUCAUUUUUUAGUACAUGAUUAAAGGGAUACAAACCAGUUGAGGUAGUUUUAAAGUGUAUUUUUCAUACAAAACUAAAGGAAUAAAUGGGGAUGUUCAUCUAACACCGGCGCUCGUUAGAUCAGCAUACUCAUAGUGUGAUCUCUGUUGAUCCCUUUAGCUUUGCAUGAAAAAUACACUUUCAACUACCUCAAUGGGCGUGUAUCCCUUUAGUCAUGUACUUAAAAAAAA